AUGUCGUUGCAACGGCAUUUCUCCUUAUAUAAUGGCGUCUCGGAACGAUCCAGAGGCUGGAAGUCGAGGCGCACUGACCCUGCUGCCACCACCGAGGCCCAACUGUCAAACAACUCGAACAUCAUGAGAUGGGACGGCGCAGCGAGGUCCAGCAUACCGUGGGACUGCUUGAAAAAGGACCCUGAACUAUGGCAAAAGGUUGGGGAUUGCUAUGUUCACUUGUGUGGACAGGGCCAGUCGCGCAGAGGCCCAGCUUUCAAGGUGUCAUUCUCGACACUCCAGGAAGCAAAGUGCCAGCCGCUCCUGGACAGGUUCAUGUCUGAAGAGUCCAAAAGGUCAAUAUCAGCACUCUCUAGAUCUCGCUCAAAGAGUGUCUCAAAGUCAAGCGACCGGCAACCUCGCAUUGAGCUCUACAUUCCAGCACCGCCCAACUCGGACAAGCAACAAGCCUACAGCUAUCACUUGGCGACUCGGAACUUUUUUGCCUUUGUCUUCAGAAGGUCGCUAGUCGGCGAGCAUCUUGGCGAGGCACUUAUCAACCUAAUGCACAGCAUGCACGAGUCUCGUUCACCAGAUGCGGACAAUGUGGCCGACCUCAUGGGCUACAUGGACGAAGAGGGAUAUCUGGAGAUGAAGAAUAGACCGGCAUAUGCAUUGGCUAAUCUUCGUCUGGCUGAAACAUUCCAACUCCGGGAUCUGUACAUCGAGGCAUUUGCACACUGCUGCGGCAUGAGCGAACGAUUGUCCUCGUGCCCAGAGUAUCAGCUUGUGUCCUCGGUGACCAGAAAACUUAUGCGACGCGCCGUUGUAGAAAUGGAGGUCAAGCUCGGCCAGAUUGGUAAGAUGCUCAGCACAUUUCUUCAGGAUGAGUUGUCCGAGGCCUAUCUCGGCUUGUCUCCUGGUGCUCGGGCACACAUGGAGCGAUUUCGUACAUUGCUUCAAGGCUUCUACGCAGCCAAGCUCGGCUAUUAUCCUCCACGAUCCAUUCAUGCACGAACCACGAUAUUCGAGGCAAACGUGUACCAAACCCUCCAAGAUGAUUUCGAGGCCUUGUAUCAAUACCUGGUGGACGAGAAUUUCGAACCGACGGCGGGUGUUCUUCCCUCAGCUCAGGGUGGAAUUUGCGCAUUGCAAAGCGUACAGUCCUUUGACACGAGGUGCAAAUAUUCGACGCUCAAAAAUCCACUCCCACUUCUUCCGAAUAUCUCUCAGCAAGUUAAUUCGAGGCGAAUGUCAUGGUUUGGUAAACAACCCAAGCUGUCCAUUCGCGAACGGGUUGAGUGCCACAUUGCUCUCAUGAAGGCUACGAAUGAGAGCAAGAUGCAGCUCUUGAAAAAUGACCUUGUCAGGGCGUACCGAAAAUUCGAGGAGGACUGCAUAUUCGCACCCAUCAAGGGAGAUAAACAGGAACAGAUUAGCCUGACCGAUGCGCGAAAAGUCCGGUGGAUCCUGGUGUACACAAUGUAUCAGACAUUGCUACAAGCCACGCGCGCACCUGACGAGGUCAAGGAUUGUGCUCGUGCCCCCUACAGUCUCUGCAUUUCAACCUCCAACCUUCCCCCUUGGGACCACCCGAUACCUUCCUUCAUUUGGCGCCAGUCAGACCUUGUCUCACGAAACCCAUCCACAUCAACAGAUGGCCGAAGUGGUCAGUCUGAUGGACGAUCGACUCCAGAGUCACCCGUUCUCGAAAUCAAGCCAGACAUCGAUUAUCUUGCACUGUGCAACAAAGAUGUUGAGGCCUACAUUGAGUCUGAGAUGGCCAGAUCCCCAGUCGUCGAAGCCCCAGCACGCCGCCCCAAGGGACUGUCACGGAGCAACACAUUUCGAAGAUCCAUGCGAGUCUUUGGUUGUCGAGAAGAUGACAAGACACCUACCGGAUCGAAAAGCCGGCGCAAGUCUCAGCACUAUCAGGAAAUCACGGUUCAGGGCUACGGAAAUGGUAUGAACGACCUCGAACCUAUGCCGACCGAAGAUGAGUCUAGCGUUGCUGUCAUGGUCGCUCAGAUCAAGAACACGGUCACCACUUCGCGCUCGGCAUCGACGGCUUCGCAAUCAAGUAGCGUAUAUGCCAGUGCAUCCGAGGACGGAAGCGCCUCUACCGCCGCCACUUCUUUCAUGGGGUCGCUGACCAGCAGCCCAGUCAAAACGAGCAGAGCGUAUCCUUGGGAACUCUGCCGUUCCGGAACAAUUGGAUCCACCACGCGUGACAAGGAUGAAGGAGUUGUCUUGCCACGAGCCAUGUCAAUGGGUUCAACGUCACGGCCCCUGUCUGCAUUUUUCGAAUCCCGCGGGUCACAAAAACAGAGUCGGCCCGCCAGAUAUCGCCACUCGCACAUGGAACCACCAAAGCCUAGGUUUGCCAUGCACAAACACGAUCUUUCAAAGAUAUCAAGCAGUGAUGAGAUUUUGGAAGACAUCAAAACUUUUAGUGAGCUGCACAGCUCACAACUCAAAACAGAGAACAUUGUUUGGGACAGUUAUAAUGACCUUGGUGGCUUGACGGAGAUUGACGCCAUGCCACCUCGAAGGGUCAGCACAAUCUUUUAA
Pestalotiopsis fici W106-1 is the source of this 2550-nucleotide messenger RNA. RefSeq lists its product as uncharacterized. The transcript is spliced from 3 exons. The record is from RefSeq and is a predicted model, not a curated record. Lineage: Eukaryota; Fungi; Ascomycota; Sordariomycetes; Amphisphaeriales; Sporocadaceae. The coding region runs from base 1 to 2550 and encodes 849 amino acids.